Messenger RNA from Brassica rapa (field mustard), 3688 nucleotides. Its product is annotated as kinesin-like protein KIN-14R. Gene Ontology annotation, cellular component: microtubule cytoskeleton. Gene Ontology annotation, molecular function: ATP binding; microtubule motor activity; microtubule binding. The record is from RefSeq and is a predicted model, not a curated record. NCBI's taxonomy places the organism in Eukaryota, Viridiplantae, Streptophyta, Magnoliopsida, Brassicales, Brassicaceae. Gene Ontology annotation, biological process: microtubule-based movement.
CACAACAAAGCCCAUAAUAAAAAGCGUAGACCCAUCGUUAACCCUUAACGGUCGCCUUAGAUAGAUAUUCAAAAUUUAAAACGCCAAUCGCAGAAAAGGAAAAGAAAUAUCCUCACCCCUCUCUAUCUUUAUUUUCACCCAAGCUUUUUUCAUUUUCUUCAUUCUUCUGAAGAGAGAGAGAUAACGAGAGAGAAACAAACAAAGCUUAAUGGAGGAUGUUCAGAUCAACGCAGCGACCUCCUCAUCCGAUUCACCACCGGAGAUUCCCGAUCCCCAAUUCGUUAGCGACACAACUGAGAAAUCAAAGCUCGGCGACACACCCAUGGACGAGCGCGACGAUUCCAUGGUCUGCGAUCCCAAUUCAAGACUCGUUCUCACCGGUUUCACAGAAGCUAAUCACUCAGAUGAUACCAUUAUGUUCAUAAACGCUGGAGGAGCUGAUUCGAAGGUGCUGGAUUCCGAGAUGAGUAUCCUCGGAGAUACCUGUUUCGAAGGAGGAGGUGUGUUGAGAACAGAUGAGUCUAUAGUCGAAGCGGGGGACUUCCCGUUCAUCUACCAGUCAGCUCGUGUGGGGAACUUUAGCUACCAACUAAACAAUCUUCUUCCUGGGGAGUACUUUGUGGAUUUUCAUUUCGCGGAGAUUGUUAACACUAAUGGACCUAAAGGGAUUAGAGUGUUUAAUGUCUAUGUUCAAGAUGACAAGGUCUUAUCUGAAUUCGAUAUCUUCUCGGUGGUUGGCGCAAACAGGCCUCUUCUGUUGGUUGACUUAAGGGUUGUGGUAGUGGAUGAUGGUUUGAUAAAGGUUAGGUUCGAAGGAAUCAAUGGAAGUCCAGUUGUUUGUGGGAUUUGUCUCAGGAAAGCACCACAGGUUUCAGUUGUAAGGACAUCACAAGAUUGUAUUAAGUGUCAGAACUGUGCUACCGAAAUAGAGAUUUCUCCCGCUCGGAAGAGGCUUAUGCGAGCAAAGGCUCAUGAGAAGUAUGAGAAGAAGAUUGAAGAGCUUUCUGAACGAUACCAACAUAAGUCAAAUGAGUGCCACGAAGCAUGGAUGUCACUGACCUCUGCCAAUGAGCAACUAGAGAAAGUGAUGAUGGAACUUGACAAUAAGAUGUAUGAGGCACGCUCUCUAGACCAAACUGUGGAGACGCAAGCAGAUUGUUUGAACAGCAUCACUAGCAAGUAUGAGAAUGACAAGAGACAUUGGACCGCUGCAAUUGCUAGUCUACAGGAGAAAAUAGAGAUAAUGAAAAGGGAACAAUCUCAGCUAUCCCAGGAAGCACACGAAUGUGUGGGAUCAAUUCCUGAAUUGUACAAAAUGGUUGAUGGAGUUCAGGCACUUGUUUCACAGUGUGAGGAUCUCAAGCUGAAGUACAGCGAAGAGCAAGCAAAGCGAAAGGAGCUAUAUAACCAUAUACAAGAGACUAAAGGCAAUAUUAGGGUCUUUUGUCGUUGCCGCCCUUUGAAUAAAGAGGAAACAUCAACGAGGUGUGCCACAGCUGUUGACUUUGAUGGAGCAAAAGAUGGAGAGCUUGGUGUUGUUACAGGAAAUCAUUCCAAGAAGAGUUUCAAGUUUGACAGAGUUUAUACACCAAAAGAUGGUCAAGUUGAUGUCUUUGCAGAUGCUUCUCCAAUGGUUGUUUCGGUGCUAGACGGCUACAAUGUGUGUAUCUUUGCAUACGGGCAAACAGGAACAGGGAAGACGUUUACAAUGGAAGGUACCCCACAGAACAGGGGUGUCAACUAUAGAACCGUUGAGCAGUUGUUUGAAAUUGCUAACGAAAGGCGAGAGACAAUUUCAUAUAAUAUUUCUGUUAGUGUCCUUGAGGUCUACAACGAACAGAUAAGAGACUUAUUGGCAACAUCACCAGCUUCAAAGAAGUUGGAGAUCAAACAAUCAUUUGAUGGAUCCCAUCAUGUUCCUGGGUUAGUUGAAGCAAAAGUGGAAAAUAUAAAUGAAGUGUGGAAUGUGCUUCAAGCUGGGAGCAAUGCAAGAGCUGUUGGAUCCAACAAUGUGAAUGAACAUAGUAGCCGCUCGCACUGCAUGCUCUCUAUAAUGGUGAAAGCGAAGAACCUGAUGAAUGGUGACUGCACAAAAAGCACGCUUUGGCUUGUUGAUUUAGCAGGAAGUGAGAGGUUGGCAAAGACUGACGUGCAAGGUGAGCGUCUGAAGGAAGCACAGAACAUCAAUAGAUCGCUAUCAGCUCUUGGGGAUGUGAUUUAUGCAUUGGCUACAAAGAGCAGUCACAUUCCAUACCGAAACUCGAAAUUAACUCACUUACUACAAGAUUCAUUGGGAGGUGACUCCAAGACGCUGAUGUUUGUGCAAAUCAGUCCUUCUGAGCACGAUGUGAGUGAGACUUUAAGUUCACUAAACUUUGCAACGCGUGUGAGAGGAGUUGAGUUGGGUCCUGCGAGGAAGCAAGUUGAUACCGGUGAGAUUCAGAAGAUGAAAGCAAUGGUGGAGAAAGCAAGACAUGAAAGCCGAUCUAAAGAGGAAUUGAUAAAGAAGCUGGAAGAGAACAUACAGAACCUGGAAGGUAAGAAUAAAGGAAGAGACCAUUCAUACCGAAGUCUCCAGGAAAAGAACAAAGAGCUUGAAAGCCAGCUUGAGUCACUGCAUAACCAAUCGGAAAAGCAAAACGCACAGCUUCAAGAAAAACUAAAAAGCAGAGAUGAGACUUGUACCAAUCUCCAGCAGAAGGUCAAGGAGCUAGAGUGUAAGCUUCGGGAGAGACACCAAUCAGACUCUGCAGCUUACCAACAGAAGGUUAAGGAUCUUGAGACUAAGUUGAAAGACUCUGAAGGAAACUCCCUUGUGUUGCAACAGAAGGCUAAGGAUUAUGAGAAUAAGUUGAAAGAUUCUGAAAGCAACGCUCUUGUAUGGCAACAUAAGAUUAAAGAGUUGGAGAGAAAACAAAAAGACGAGCAAACUCAAGAAGCAGUUUUACUACGACAGAAGAUUAAAGAGCUUGAAGUGAGGCUAAAGGAGCAAGAGCUGCACGUACAGCAAAUGGCAGCAACGAGAGAGUUCCCUGAUGUUGCGAGUGCUACUCCUAACGAAGUGAAGACUUGUUUCAAAGAAGAUAACUUCGGCAAUGAGAAUGCGGAAUCCAACAACAAUAACAACAACAUCUUGAGAACAUCAAACCGGCUCAAGGCUAGUGCUGCUCGAAGAAACGAUUCUUUGAACCUCAAUGAAGCGACUAGAAAGAAGAGGGUCUCGAGAAGCGGUGAAACAGAGAACAACGGUGGUGAUGAACCUCAGAUGAAGGAGAAACGGAUCAGGAAAUCAGACCCACCAAAAGUUGUUGCCAGAUUAACCAGACCAACGAGACCAGUGAGUUCGUCGAACCAAGUCCCUGUGGCUCAGAAGAGAGUUGUUAGCAGAGAACAACAACAAGCUGUGGUUGGGAAAGAGAGAGACCCCAAGAAGAGGAUGUGGACAAGAUAAGAGAAAUAGCUUUUAAAUAUCUCUCUAAUCUCUGUGUGAUUUGCUUGAUUACAUCGAUGGUUUAUGUAACAUACCUUAAGCUUUUGCUCAUUACUAUCCUCAUCAUUGCCAUUGUUUCAUUAUUGCUACUAGUAGUUGCUUCUCUUGGUUCUUACAUGGCUAAAAAGGCAAUGGGAACAAAAGAGCAUGGGUUAGAAAUAGUACAAUGAGUACUACUAGCAGUCCUAUCAUUUCUUC